AUGUCGAAUACACCACCUCCGUUCUACCACGCGUUGUUUGCAGGUGCGCUCUCGGGUGUAACAGUAGAUGUGUUCUUCUACCCAGUCGACACACUCAAGACGAGGUUGCAAUCUACGCAAGGAUUCAUAAAAGCGGGCGGAUUUAGAAAUAUUUACAAAGGCGUUGGAAGUGUAGCAUUCGGUGGUGCGCCAGGUGCGGCUGCCUUCUUCACAACUUAUGAGACGCUUAAGAAAGCGAUUCCAACAAUUUCUAGCUUCUCGAACCUCCCAGAUGCAGCUGUACACAUGCUUGCUGGAUCUGGUGGUGAAACAGCAGCUUGCUUGAUACGAGUACCAACGGAGGUAGUCAAGUCUAGGCAACAGACGAUGGCAUAUGGCAGUGUGAGCAGUCUGAAGGCAGCUCAGCUACUCAUUUCUCAGGAAGGGCUGAAAGGUUUCUAUAGAGGGUUUGGUAUUACAGUCUUCAGAGAGAUACCUUUCACAAGCGUACAAUUUCCACUCUACGAAUAUCUCAAAUCUCGUGUUGCUAGGUAUAAAGGCAGAGACCACGCUAGACCCCAUGAAGGUGCGCUGUGCGGGACAGUAGCCGGAGCGGUGGCAGCAGGCUCGACGACACCGCUAGACGUGAUAAAAACGCGGACAAUGCUUUCAAAGGAGCGCAUCUCAUUUGCAACCGUCAUAAGCAGCGUAUACAACCAAGGAGGUUAUAGAGCUUUCUUUGCAGGUUUAGUUCCACGCGUUGCAUGGAUUUCAGCAGGUGGUGCUGUAUUCUUGGGAGUGUACGAGGUCGGAUUAGAUGUAGUCAGGAAUCAGAUGUAG
Molecule: messenger RNA, 819 nt
Organism: Wallemia ichthyophaga EXF-994
Lineage: Eukaryota; Fungi; Basidiomycota; Wallemiomycetes; Wallemiales; Wallemiaceae
Exons: 4
Coding region: 1-819 (272 amino acids)
Biological process (GO): transmembrane transport
Cellular component (GO): mitochondrial inner membrane
Molecular function (GO): S-adenosyl-L-methionine transmembrane transporter activity
Source: RefSeq, a predicted model, not a curated record